AUACCUUUUAUGUGGGAGCAAAUUGUCGAUCUGACUUACAAGCCGAAAUUUGAGAUUGUCCAACCUGAAGAAGCUACACGGAUAGCUGAGCGGCACUUUUUGGACCUAAGGAAAAAAUAUGGAUCAGUUUUGGCAGUUGAUCUUGUUAAUAAGCAUGGUGGCGAGGGGCGCUUAAGCGAGAAGUAUGCUAGUGUUAUGCAACACAUAACUGGGGAUGAUAUAAGAUAUCUGCACUUCGAUUUCCAUAAAAUCUGUGGGCAUAUUCAUUUUGAGCGCUUAUCAAUUCUGUAUGAGCAGAUCGAGGGGUUUCUCGAACAAAAUGGGUACUUUCUGUUGAAUGAAAAGGGUGAUAAAAUGAAGGAGCAGCUUGGUGUUGUCCGAUCAAACUGCAUAGACUGCUUAGACCGUACAAAUGUCACCCAGAGCAUGAUAGGUCGAAAGAUGCUAGAACUUCAACUCAAAAGGAUCGGUGUUUUUGGUGCUGAAGAAACCAUAAGCUCACAUCUGAAUUUUGAUGAACGCUAUAAAAUAUUGUGGGCUAAUCAUGGUGAUGAAAUCAGCAUUCAGUACUCUGGUACUCCUGCACUUAAAGGAGAUUUCGUCAGGUAUGGACAUCGGACUGCCCAUGGCGUCGUUAAAGAUGGCUGGAGCUCCCUUGUACGCUAUUACCUUAAUAACUUUGCUGAUGGAACUAAGCAGGAUGCGAUUGAUCUCCUGCAAGGGCACUAUAUAGUUGCUGUGAGCCGAGACAUGGCACCUGUGCCUCAAAAGGGAGGCCUUGAGGCUGUAGCAAACUUCCCAGUAGCAUUGUUCGUGGUUCUGAUCAGUUUCUGGUUUGCAACAAUGUCUCUGAAACAAACUGGGAGUGAUUAUAAGCAUAAGCACUUGUUCUUCUCAUUGCUGUGGACGGGGAUUUGUGUGGGCGUAGCUGCACUAGUGAGGGCCAAUGGUCGGAUCUUCUGCAACCGGCCUCGUCUGCACAAGCCCAGAUCCUGAUUUAUUUAAUUUACUGGGGUGACCAUUGUGAUCACAUGGAGCUCAAGUCAGAGCCAAAAGUUUUCUCUGUUUGUUAUUUCAUUGUAUCAAAUUACGUUGGACCUUGGGACGCCAGCUAGAGGCAAUUGUCUCAGGUGGAUAUCCCUUGAGAUUUCAAACUCCCACAACCAUCAAUUACUCGAUACAAUUACACAUGCUUCUUCAUAUUCAUUCUUUC
Molecule: messenger RNA, 1213 nt
Organism: Camelina sativa (false flax)
Lineage: Eukaryota; Viridiplantae; Streptophyta; Magnoliopsida; Brassicales; Brassicaceae
Source: RefSeq, a predicted model, not a curated record